GCAGGAUUCCAAUUCGUCAUUGUUGGAGCGGUGCAGAAGCGGUCCAGCCACAAGGCAUGAUCCGCACACAUCGUCACCCCACUAGAAUGCUUAUCCUGCAGGGCUUGGGAGAAGGUUGAGCAUAUACAUAUGCCGGGGUUCGUCGAUUACUGCUGCCUCAGACCUCCACUUUCUAGACAAUCGCGAUGGCUUCACAGUUGCAAGAGCCUUUGGUGGCUCGCUCUGGCUCCUCGGUACACUCACGAGAGGAAGAUGAGUUUACGACUCCGCAAGAGGAAAAUCCACUAGAUGUCGCCUCAACUUCGUCGAUACAGCAUACACCCAGUGUGAUGCAGAGACACGACCCGCUCGAUGAUAUGACAAUACACCACGACCAGCCGGACGAACCCCCGCCGCCCUACGAGCCUCUGCCGGACGCCGACGCACCGCAAAUUGCACCCAUAGAAUACAGCUGCGAAAAUAGCCCUCAAUUGCUUACCAACCCGCCAGACGACUUUCCAGAACCACCGCCGCGCAAUCGCGCCAGAUUGAGCGCCACGCAACCUCCAGAGUUCAGCCCUGUUGACUCGCCCAGAAGCCCAACAAGCCUAAGCGAUCCCACGCUGGUGCCGGCGCCGCUCCAGCUACGACCAACAUCAUCAAGUCAAAGCAUUCCUCGCCGGCCUCUAGCCUCUCGAACAUCAGAAACGGCAACAACGUUCUCCUCUGCGAAAGCGCGCGAAGCCGGCUUUGAGAUCCAGCAGCCCCCUUCCCCGAGGCGGACCGAAUCCAGCAGCAGUCUUCCUAGCAUAACCGUGCUGCCUUCCACGGAUGCUUUGAAGCAUACGCUAGAACCUGGCAAAGCUACAGCAUACCUCAUUCCCUUUCCGAAACCUCGCUUAAAGGGCGUGAAGGUAGAAGAUAUUCCAGAGCGCUUCCUUGUAUAUACACCACCCCUUCCUCCGCUUUUGAAGCCUGCGCCAGGCGAAAAAGAGAGCCACUGGCACAAGACGCAGAGGCUAUGGCAAGAAGAUGUACGAAAAGCCACCAUAUCCAACGCUUCCGUGGCAACAUGGAAGGGCAUCAAAGCAAAAUCGACCUCCCUAAUCCACAAGGGCGUGAACCUAACGAGGUCUACCAAUGUUGAGUUUCUCGACAGAGUCUCAGGAGGAGCGGUCACGUCUACAACUGAGGAUAUACCUCCGCAAGACGCCGAAGACACGAACCCGAAUGCAACAGCCGCACCAGAGCCAUCUACAGCGGAAUCGCCGCGAGAAGGGCCGCUUUCUCCUGGGCCACCUAGUCGAACUUCAUCCAGCAUAUCAAUCGGCAAAGACGCCAAACCCAAGCCACUAGAAGAACUCACACUAAUAUUCCCGCCUUCCCUCCAUCUUACGCCCGAACAGAUCCGUACGGAGUUCGUCGACAACCUCAUGCGCGCGCGGGACAAAUCACGCAAGGACGCCUUUGUCGCUUCAGCGCUACUACCGUUCGCUGCCGCCGUAGACGCCUGCGUCAUCGUCACCUUCGGCGGUCUAACGCAGAUUUCCGGCGUCUGGGCAUACACUUCAACGCGCGGCGCAAUGACCAGCAACAAGCUGACGCGAAAGAUCACGCGCGGCGAGCAGCAAGCGGCGGAAGAGGCAGACACAGAGAUCCGCGGGUGCACAUGCGGCUACCACCAUCAGGAAUUCGGCUGUCCAGAAGCCGUCCCCAAGCACAAGCAGAAAGGCAAGAAGAAGAGCAUCAAUCUCCAGAUGCAGCAGAACUCGCAUCUCGAGAUUCUGCGCCGCUAUCUCGAUCUCGCGUGCCUGAAGAGGGAGUUCAAUAUGUUCCCGCAGAUCGAGGAGGCUGCUGGAGAUGUCAACGAGGAGUCGGUGCUUGAAGCGAUCGGUUGGCGGCCCACGAGACGCCACGGAAGGGAUCUCGAAGUCGAAUUUAAAGAUCGCGUCGAGAAGCUCACGCCUGAGCAGGACGAACAGUACCAGCAAAAGGAGGCGAGAGACGACGUGAAGAGGUAUUUGCGGAAAGGCGCGGCGGAAUGGGUCGCCUGGUGUAAGGCCUUCCAGAAGGAUCCUGAAGCUGCGCUGAAAAAGUGAACCGCUGCGCCUCUGUGGCUUCUCGAACGCAGCGCAAUGCACUUUACACUUCGGAGCUACUGUGCGCAUUAUCGCCGAAUGAUCUUACUAGACGAGCCGGCGAUCCUGGUUUCUCAAAUGAAAGAGGAGGGUUUCGGUGUCAUCCUCCAGUGCUCGCACAUGAUAUCCCGUUUCUUAUCCUCCUUUCUCUUCCUUUCUUUUCGACU
Molecule: messenger RNA, 2284 nt
Organism: Trematosphaeria pertusa
Lineage: Eukaryota; Fungi; Ascomycota; Dothideomycetes; Pleosporales; Trematosphaeriaceae
Exons: 1
Coding region: 186-2078 (630 amino acids)
Source: RefSeq, a predicted model, not a curated record